This is a messenger RNA of Sebastes umbrosus (honeycomb rockfish), 3493 nucleotides long. Its product is annotated as leucine-rich repeat-containing G-protein coupled receptor 5-like. Gene Ontology annotation, biological process: G protein-coupled receptor signaling pathway. NCBI's taxonomy places the organism in Eukaryota, Metazoa, Chordata, Actinopteri, Perciformes, Sebastidae. Gene Ontology annotation, cellular component: membrane. The record is from RefSeq and is a predicted model, not a curated record. Gene Ontology annotation, molecular function: G protein-coupled receptor activity; protein binding.
UAGUAUUUGUUUUAUUUUUGACAUUUUUGCUGCUCAUCUGUUGUUACAGUCAGUCAGACAGACAGACAGAGAGACAGACAGACAGUGUGUGGGCUAUAUAAUAGUAAACGGGUCUGACACACACACACUGUUGUAGUAUUGGAGGGACUCACACACACAUUCACACACACACACACACACACACACUCUGGUCCACGCGUGCAGGCUAGAAACACACUAACCUGCAGACACAAACUACUUUAUUUCACUUAAUCCAGAUUAAAGUUAAUUUGAAGCGACUCCAGAGACCUGAGACCAGAAUCAACCUGAUCCGGAUCUUUGAGGUUGUAUAGUUUCUGCUGAAUUUGGAGCUUCCAGCCUCCGGAGGAACCUCGGAGGACAUGCCGGGGUUCGUGGCUCUGCUGGCCGCGUUUGUAGCGCUCUCGGCUGGGUUGAGGAGCUGCGUGUCCGCGGUGGAGAUGCAGAGCUCCGGAGCCGUGGAGGAGAGCCCAGCGGUAAUAGGGGGGGACGGGGACGGGGACUGUCCCGGCCGCUGCCGGUGCGAGGUGUCCGGGCUGCUGCACCGGGUGGACUGCUCGGACCGGGGACUCCGGGAGGUCCCGAGCAACCUGAGCGUCUUCACGUCCUACCUUGAUCUCAGUAUGAAUAAUCUCACCGUGUUGUCCAGCGGCGCUCUGACCAACCUGCACUUCCUGGAGGAGCUGCGUUUGGCGGGAAAUGAUCUGUCAAUCAUCCCCAGAGGAGCGUUCACUGGCCUCUACAACCUCAAAGUGCUGAUGCUUCAGAACAACCAGCUGAUGUCGGUACCUGCUGAGGCCUUCAACAACCUGCACAACCUGCAGUCACUCCGCCUGGACGCCAACCACAUCUCCAGCGUUCCAUUGGCUGUUUUUCUCUGGCCUGGCGCUCGGCUGCGUCACCUGUGGUUGGACGAUAACUCUCUGACGGAGGUGCCGGCGGAGGCCCUGAGCGAGCUGCCCGCCCUGCAGGCCAUGACGUCUGCCCUCACCACAUCAGGCCACGUCCCAGACCACGCCUUCAGCAAGCUGGGACGUCUGGUGGUGCUGCAUCUCAACAACAAUAGGAUCGUUUCCAUGGGAACGAACUGCUUCCACGGACUCCACAGUUUGGAGACGCUGGAUUUGAACUACAACAGUCUGGUGGAGUUUCCGACGGCCAUCCGCUCACUCAGUCACCUGAAGGAACUUGGUUUCCAUAGCAACAACAUCCAGUCCAUCCCGGAGCACGCCUUCACUGGGAACCCCUCCCUGAUCACCAUAUUUUUCUACGACAACCCGAUCCAGUCUGUCGGACGAUCGGCCUUCCAGAACCUACCGGAGUUACGCACGCUCUCUCUGAACGGAGCAGCAGAUCUCACCGAGUUUCCUGAUCUGACGGGAACCAACAGCCUGGAGAGCCUGACUAUCACAGGAGCUCGGAUCACGUCUCUACCUGGUUCAGUGUGUGAACAGCUUCCAAACCUUCAGCUGCUUGAUCUCUCCUACAAUCAGAUCCAGACUCUUCCCAGCUUCUCCGGCUGUGAGAGCGUUCAGAAGAUUGAUCUGCACCAUAACGAGAUCGAGGAACUGGAGGAGAACACCUUCCACGCUCUGAUGUCACUGCGCUCGCUUGAUUUAUCGUGGAACAGAUUGUCAUCAGUGAAGCUGAACUCUUUCUCUGCUCUACCGGCUCUCAUCAAACUCGACCUGUCGUCCAAUCAGCUGUCGUCGCUGCCUCUGAUUGGACUGCAGAGUCUAACUCACCUUCGAUUGGCUGGAAAUACUCAGCUGACGGAGUUAAUACCACGAGAGGACCUGCCCCGCGUCAGGGUGAUGGAGCUUCCUUACACCUUCCAGUGCUGCGCCUUCGUCUCCUGUGAGAGGAGAGGAGGAGGAGGAGGAGGAGGAGGAGGUUCCUCCUGGGAGAGGGAGGAGGCAGCAGACUCUAUUGGGAAAGAAACGUCUGUCCUCUCCAGCCAAGAUCAGGACUGGGAGGAUUUUCUGAUGGAGUUUGAAGAUGAACCUAAACUUCAACAGUCGGUCCACUGCAGCCCGGCUCCAGGACCGUUCCGUCCCUGCCUCUACCUGCUCGGCAGCUGGUUGAUCCGUGGGGGGGUGUGGCUCAUAGCAGCGCUCUCAUUGGUCAGCAACAGCCUGGUCGUCCUGUCGGUCUUCUUUUCCCCCGUCGCCACGGUGACUCCACCCAAGCUUCUGAUUGGUCUACUGGCCCUGGUGAACGGCCUGAUGGGAGUGUGGAGCGGGUGGUUGGCGGCGGUGGACGCCUGGACGUUCGGCAGCUUCUGGAGGUACGGAGCACGGUGGGAGAGCAGCUUCCUGUGUCGCUUCAGCGGCUUCCUGUGUGUGUUUGCAUCACAGACUGGCCUCUUCCUGCUCACCGCCGCGGCUCUGGAGCGAUGCCUCGCCGCUGCCGCACGCCGCCACGACAAACCUGACGGACACAACGGUCGCUCGUCGUCGCCGCUGUCCGUCCGUCUCGCCAUCUGUCUGUGCUUCCUGUUGGGCCUGGCCGUCACGCUGCCCCCCCUGGUGGCCGGACACAGCAGCACCUCCCUCUGCUUGCCACUGCCUUCCUCCACCUCCUCAUCCGCCCUGGCCUUCUCCGUCUCACUGGUGCUCCUCGACUCGCUGUGCUUCCUCCUCAUGACGCUUGCCUACACUCGCCUCUACUGUCGGGCCAACAAGGCUCCGCCCGCUGCCGAAGAAGAGGCGGCGUUGACUCGACACGUGGCCUGGCUGCUCUUCUCCGACUGCCUCCUCUACCUCCCCGUCGCCUUCCUCUCCUUCUCCUCGCUGCUGCGCCUCUCUGCCGCCGGGCCGGAGGCGGCGAAGGGGGUGUUGCUGCUCGUGGCGCCGCUGCCGGCCUGCGUCAACCCACUGCUGUACAUCCUCUUCAACACGCUUGCCCGGCAGGAGCUGGCGGCACUGGCCAAACGCACCUGCGGGGCCAUGGCGUUACCCAGACUCUGCAGGGGAGGAGGAGGAGGAGGAGGAGGAGGAGGAAGGUCGAGGCCGGACAUGAUGGAGUCAACGUACGACGAGGACGCGGAGAAACAGUCGUGUGACUCGACGCAGGCGCUGGUGGCCGUCGGAGGCAUGAAGGAGGAAGAGGAGGAGGAGAGAGGAAGGAGUGAGACGCUACAUUCAGUAGUGUUUGUUGUUCCUCAUCAAUAGACUGAAACACACACACACACGCACAUACACACACACACUACAGUAAAGGUCUCACCCGCCAAAUUUAUAAACGACGAAUCAGAGACUCACCUUUUCUAGUAUUUUCGGGAAUUUCUUUUGCCUUUAUUGUUUAGGAAACUGUGGAGAGGCGACAGGAAGUUAGAGGAGACACGGACAGGAAGGACUUCUUAAAGCUGCAGUAGGCAGUAUAUUUUUGGCAUCAUUGGGAAAAAAUCCCAUAAUAACCUUUCAGCAUAUUGUAAUUCAAGUGUUCUGAGAGAAAACUAAACUUCUGCACCUCC